This is a messenger RNA of Nylanderia fulva, 1683 nucleotides long. Lineage: Eukaryota; Metazoa; Arthropoda; Insecta; Hymenoptera; Formicidae. The record is from RefSeq and is a predicted model, not a curated record.
AUUGCAGCGAACUUUAGAACAAUUCAAACAGUUCCAUCAAACACUGAGCUGAUAGACAUAGUGCUAAAUAAGACACAGAGAAAGACACCAACAGUAGUACAUCCCCAGUUCAACAUAACGAAAAUACGGACCUUCUACAGCAAAAAGAUAAAAUUUGCUUCUAACGAAUUCUCAGAGCGGAUGAAGAGAAUCACCUCACAGUUCCCGAGAUUAGAAGAGAUCCAUCCUUUCUACUGUGAUCUAAUAAAUAUUUUGUACGAUAAAGAUCACUAUAAACUAGCUCUGGGACAUGUCAACACUACAAGGUGUAUGGUAGAGAAUGUAUCAGAGUAUGUAAAGCUACUCAAAUAUGGAGACAAUCUUUACAGAUGUAAACAGCUUAAGAGAGCAGCGCUAGGUAGAAUGGCUACGAUAGUCAAAAAGCUAAAGAAAACCACUGAGUAUCUGGAGCAGGUAAGACAGCACAUGAGUAGAAUAUCACAGCUAGACCCUUCAACUCGUACCUUUUUACUCUGUGGGUUCCCCAAUGUUGGCAAAUCUUCCUUCAUCAACAAGAUAACUCGUGCCAACGUUGAUGUGCAACCCUAUCCCUUCACCACUAAGAAUCUCUAUGUUGGGCAGUUUGACUACAGCUACCUCAGGUUCCAAGUCAUAGACACACCUGGGAUCUUAGACCAUUUGAUAGAGGAAAGAAAUACAAUUGAGAUGCAAACAAUAACUGCACUAGCACAUAUCAAUUCCAUAGUUUUGUAUUUCAUGGAUAUAUCUGAGGUAUGUGGGUACUCCAUUACCCAACAGAUAAAUCUCUUCAACUCACUCCUUCCCCUCUUCUCCGAUAGCUUUAUCAUUGUCCUAUCCAAGAGUGAUCUUAGGAGACUAGGAGACCUUUCCAACGACGAGUUAUUCAAUUUCCUGAGAGAUAGGCAAUACGUAGAGAUCAGUACAUUUAGUGAAGAGAACAUAGAAGAGCUAAAAAAGAUAGGGUGUGAGAGAUUGUUAGAACAGAGAAUUAAAAGCAAAAUAGAGAACAGUAAAGUGGAAGAGUUUAGAAAUAAAAUUAGUUUAACCAAACCAUUUCAAUUGGGAGAUAAAGAGGAGAGUUGUUUAAGAACUGAGAAGAUAGUAACAGAGAGAGAAAAGGAAGUAGAAGAUAAAGAUUAUCUAUUUAAUGAUAGAGAGUGUUACAUUUUAGAUAGAGAAGAAUGGAGAUACGAUAAUAUGGGAGAGAUAUUGGAUGGUAAGAAUGUCUCUGAUUUUAUAGACAGAGAGAUCUAUGAAAAGAUGAUAAGACUAGAACAAGAGGAAGAGGAAAUGGAAGAGAGGUACAAUAAAAGAUACGAUGUGCUGAGUAAGGAGGAGAGUGCUUAUAAAGAAAUGAUAAACAACAAGAGAAUGAGCAAGAUCAAACAGCGAAAUUUUAAGGACAGGUGCAGUGUACCAGAGAGAUGGAAGGGUAGGAAGAGAGUAAUUAGGGGUGAAAAGCUAGGAGAUGAGCUAGAGGUUAUAGAAGGGGAUGGAUUUGCAAUGAGCAGUGGUAAGAUUGCUAAGGCAAGAGAAAGGAAUGAGAAAGGUAAAAAGAGUGGUAGAGAGAGGUACUAUAACAGUAAACCACCACAUCUCUUUAGAGGGAAGUCAAAGCAUGGUGCUAGUCACAGGAGUAUUUUGAGUAUGAUAAAUGGAUAG